CUAACAGUCGGGUUGUGUAUUUCUGUGAAGCGUUAUUUGAAGACUCCGUGUGCGACCACAAACUUCUUUGAUAUGUUACAUUGACCUUGUUGAUUAUUUUCCUUCAAUAAGGGAUACUUAAAAUAUGCUUAUGCUAUUAUCAGCAACGAUAUGUGUUCAAACCAAUUUUUCUCGCAAUAAAACUCAACAAUUCGACGCUGAAUGUUUCAGUUGUUGAGUGGACGAAACGACGAUCACACAUGCGAAUUAUAGCGGAAUCGAAGAUUGUUUUUCAAUCGCUCAUACUGCAGAUACGUUAAAACUGGGUCUAUCGUAUAUAAAUAAGGGUAGUGUUGAACAUUUGCACUCAAGAUAGUCAAAGUGUAGUGAAAAUAAGUGAAAUAAGUCAACAAAACUAGAGCUCUAAGAAUCGGGAAUCGAGGCAUCGUAAAAAAGUGCAUACUAGACUGUCUUAUAGACAAAAUUUGAUUUCCAAGCAAAAUGCACAAAAUAGCCGCAAAUAAGCUUAAGGAGCACACUCGGUUGUUUAUCUUUCUCAUACUGAGCGCUCUCAGCGCUGCGAAACAAUACGACGAGGGUGAUUUCUGUGAUUUUGCGGGUUACAAAGGCACAUGCUUGAAAGCCACAAGAUGUGCUUAUUUAUCGGCCUUGGCGCAUACCUUGGAUUUGAAGCGAGAGCAAAUUGGUCAUUGUGGUUUUUCGGUGAUGGAAGAAAUAAUUUGUUGUCCUUUACCAAUACCGCAAAGUACAGAGCCCAACAUUUUAGAAGAAUUUAAGCCGACCGAAUCCCGUGCGUUAUCUGAAGAGAGUAGUGCAAAGUCUGCAGCAGGCAUACAAAUAGACACCGUUCGUUCAAAUGUUAAGGAUAAAAAUAUUCUUGAUAUUCUUGACAGCAUAUUCAAAAAAAAUGUUGAACCGAUUGUGGCUGUGAACGAAAACGAGCGAAUAAAAAUGCCAAACGGAAAUCCAAAUGAAAGACUAAUCCAAUUAUUUAAUGUAAACGUACCGAUUCAUGGUAAUGCCGAGGGCAGCAUAAAAGGUAGCAAUGACAAUCGGGUGCCCGCUGGAAAGGUUAGACAACGAUUGCAAGAUAUUGACAUUUUCGCGCCAGAUAAGGCGAAAGCUAAUUUACCAUGUGAGACGAGACACUAUAAUGGCAGUUGCAAGACAAAAUUACAGUGUAGACAUUUAGCCGCUAGCUUGGCUGACAUGCGUUUAAAUGAAACGGAUGUGGCUUAUUGCGCUCAAGAAGAUUUAAUUUGUUGUCCCAAUAUUGAGCGAUUAGCUGUUCGUGCCUGUCGAGACAUUGAACGCAGUUUAGGGCCAUAUCAAGGGGGACAUGUUUUCGGUGGCCAUAAAGUGUCCGCCACGGAAUAUCGUUUUAUGGCUCACAUUUUGUAUGACCGCCCGGAUCAUAUCUGUGGUGGCACAUUGAUUCACAAGCGUUUCGUGUUAACAGCAGCGCAUUGUGUUAUAGUAAGAGGAGUCAACGCCGAAAAAGUAAUUUUGGGUGUUGCUAAUAUAACUGAUCCUAAAGAAGCGCGCUAUCGGCAAGAUAUACGUAUUAAGAGAAUGAUUGCGCAUGAGCAAUAUUCAAGCUUUUUAAACUAUUUCGACAUAGCAGUGAUUGAAUUGGCUAAAGCGGCCGUAUACAGUCUAACUGUGUAUCCGACAUGCCUGCAUACCGAUCAAACAGAGUUACCUGAUGGCAUUAAACUAACUACGGCUGGAUGGGGAUUUACUGAGAAUGGAAAGACCUCCGAACAUUUAUUAGCGGUGGAAGUGAAUAAAUUAUCGCUUUCACAUUGUAAUCAAAGUUAUGCGCUUGGACGUGGUUUAGAACAUGGCAUUGACGAUACACAACUCUGUGCCCUUGCGCACGGAAAGGAUUCGUGUUACGGUGACUCCGGUGGCCCUUUAUUUCUAAGUAAAAAUGCGGCUUAUAACAUGUACAGAGUCGUCGGGAUCGUUUCCUUUGGUUCAAAAGCAUGUGGUGGAACUGUGCCGGGUGUAUAUACCAGAGUGUCAAAGUUUUUGGAUUUCGUUGAAGCCAUUGUCUGGGCGGAUGAACUGCACUAAAGUUAGUGCAUAUUUACACAGUACCCAUCAUAAAUUAAUAGACAUAAUUAUAAUUAACUAACUUGAUAAUAAACAUAACUACAACUAUUUAAGCGUUUGUGGAAUAAAAAGAAAAUCUAUGAGAAUUAUAACAGUAAAUGACACGAA
This is a messenger RNA of Bactrocera latifrons, 2226 nucleotides long. Its product is annotated as venom serine protease Bi-VSP-like. The transcript is spliced from 8 exons. Gene Ontology annotation, molecular function: serine-type endopeptidase activity. Lineage: Eukaryota; Metazoa; Arthropoda; Insecta; Diptera; Tephritidae. Bases 481 to 2079 code for a protein of 532 amino acids. Gene Ontology annotation, biological process: proteolysis. The record is from RefSeq and is a predicted model, not a curated record.